CGAGAUCUAGGCUGAGUUAUUCAAUAUAAUAUUUAUGCUCGCAAGAAUGGCUGGAUAUCAACCUAGAAACGAAUCUAAGUUAACUUUAGAAAUCCGUACAAAAUCAAUAGAACAAACUCUUGUACCAUUAGUAACCCAGAUAACUACCUUAGUGAAUCAUAAAGAACGUACAAAACUUACAGAAAAGCAACAAAGAGCUUUAGAGAGAGUUGGACUUGCUGUGAGCUCAGCAGUCGAUAGAUUUGUUUCAGUUGGCCAGUCAAUAGCUGAAGAGAAUCUUGAUAUUAAGGCUGAUAUGUGCCUUGCUUGUCAUGAUGCUCGCAUAGCUGGUGAAACAAUACAAAGGCUAACAUCUUGUCACAGAGAUGAGACAGUGACAACAGAGAAAACAGCUAUGGUACGAGCAGCUCGUCAGCUUCUUUCAGCCAUUACAAAAGUACUACUUUUGGCUGAUCGUAUUGUUGUUAAACAGCUACUACUCAGCAAAGAAAAGGUUUUACAAAGCCUCUGUCAGGUUGAAGAAGUGAACAACUUUACUGAUUUUGUCUCUGCAUUUAGUCAGUUUGGUAAAGAUAUGGUUGAGCUAGCUCAUCUCUCUGGAGAUAGACAGAAUGAUUUAAAAAGCGAUAAACAAAGAGCACAAAUGGGAUCAGCUAGAGCUAUUUUAGAAAAAUCAACUAUGAUGCUACUGCUAUCUUGUAAAACUUGCUUGCGACACCCAGAUUGCUCUAGUGCACGCCACACACGCCAAGGGGUAUUUGCAAUGAUAAGACAGGCACAGGAACUUAUUCAUCAUGUAGUUGUUCUCGGUAGCCCAGAAGAAGGUCGCAGUGAAAAGGGGCAGGUGAUCAAUGGUGAUUCAGGCAUUGGACUUGCAUCCUCUCAUCCCACAGCUAGUAAAGCAUUUUCUGAUUUUGAGGAUCAAGUAGAUAUGGCAAGGGUUACAAUGAUAAGCCCUGCAGUUGAGGACAGGCUACUCACUGCUUUUGAAAGUGUUAAAGAAACAGUUGAAGAAUUUACAGAUUCAUACUACACUUCUCAUGAGUCUCGUGAAAAAAUAGUGCAGCUCACCGACAACUUGCGAGAUGAUUUACAGAAUAUGCUUCUACUAGGGCAAAAUUUGAACUGUAAAGAUGCAAGGACUCCAACUCAAGAUCUGGAAACUUCAAUUAUUAAAACAUUGGAAUCUGCCAAAAUUUUAAGAAAACAGCUUUUGACUACAGCUAUGAGUCAAGCAUCUGAUCUUUUUAGACAAAAUGAUGAUGAAGGAUUGCUCAAAGCUCUAAGAAUGGCUGGCUUGGCUGGAGAUCUUGAUAGAGUAGAAGAACUGACUGUCAAAUUUUCUGAACACCAAGAACAACUGGAAGAAGUUUGUAAGCUGUUCAGACAUAUGGCAAGUACAGAGCCAUUAAUAAUAACAGCUGAACACAAUGAAUCAUUUCUACAUUGUUUAGGUCCAUUGAUUCUAUAUGCAGCCCACACUCUUGCCCAGCAUUCUGAAUCAAAGAUAGCAAGAGAGAACCUAGAAGUUUUUAGUGAUGCUUGGGAGGCACAAAUUAAUGACCUAUCCAUCCUGGUUAAAGAAGUGAAUGACAUUUGUCAAGGCAGAGGGGACAAACUUGUGUAUUUGUCUCUACCACGACCUGGAAAACAUGGAACAACAUCUAGAUCUUUAAGGCCAGCAAAAUUGGAUGCUGAGGAGCAAGCUAAAAUUGCUAAACUGGGAUUAGAGAUGAAGCUAAUUACAUCUGAAACUGAAGCAGAAGCAGAUAAAUGGGAAGAGCCUGACAAUGCAGUUGUAAAAAGAGCUAAAAACAUGUCAAGUAUGGCAUUUAGUAUGUACCUAUUUACAAGGGGAGAAGGUCCCUUAAGAACUACACAUGAUCUUUUUGUUCAAGCUCAGUUUUUUGCACAAGAAGGAAAUAAACUCUAUUCCACUAUACAACACUUUGCACAAAGAGUUCCACCUUGCCCACAAAAAGAUGAACUUUUAGUCUACUUAGACAGAAUUCCUGUGUCUUGUCAUCAGUUGGUAACAACUUUAAAAUCAACAACAUUUGGGAAAACAGCAACAUUUAAUAAAGUGGACAGUGCAAUACAAGAAACCAAGAAUUUAAUGAACAUAGUUGCAAAAGUGGUGACAACAUGUUUUAUAUGUGCUACAAAAUACAAUAUUGAUUACCGUUGUUCACCCACACCAAGUGUUGGCAAUCAGGUUACCAGAUGGACACCAAGUCAAAGGUAUGAACUACGUUCAAGUGAUUCAGAGUCCCUCUCUGGAAGUGGAGGGCAAGAAGGACGAAGGUCCAGUGGUCAAGGUGAAGGACUGUAUAGAAAUAACACUGUAGCUAAACCUUACUCUAGCUUUGACAAGACAGGCUAAUUGAUAUUACCUGAUUAGAUUGUAAUUAAUUGUGAUUUUACUAGUCUCUUUUUUAUUGUCUAGAGCACCCAUAUUCCACAGUAUUAUAUUACUUUUGUAUUUGGUAUGUCCACUAAUCCAGUAAAAAGUUGAAUUUUUUCUCCUGUAGUAAAGCAAAAUUUCUCUGAGUUUUUUUUUUUCAUUCUUAAAAAGCUGCACUCUAAAAAAACUGUUUUAGAAUUCAUCCAUGGGUGUUCCCUUUAAAUCAAACUUAAAAUAUGAAUACAAGAAUUACAUUGUUUUUUUUUCCCAGCCAGGUAGCUAUCUUGUUUUUUUUAUUACAGUCACCUGUCCACUUAUUUUUUCUAAACAAUAAUUUAAUGACAUGUAAAAAAGUGAACCUUUUUAUUUUAAAAAGUACUUUUGUAAAAAACACAAAAAGUUAACAUCUCCGCCAGUAAGAAAUCUCACAUCAAUUUUUAUUAUAAAUUCAAUGUUUUUGCUGAUUCAUAUUAAUAAAGUAUGUUAGUUGUUGUAUACAGGUUCCUUUAAUCCUUCAAACUGGCGUAAUCAUUAAUAUUUUAAAAUUAACUAGCAUACCUUGUCCUAAGUGUUUUGUAAUCUAGCUUUAGGCAAAAUUAAAUGGUAUUACUCACUCUUGCCUCAAAUUCUAAAUGGUCUGAUUAUUAAAUAUUUAUACUUUUAAAAAAUAGACUAUAUCAUUUAGUUUUAUUUAAAGAUUGAGCUUUACACAUUUGUAAGGUUUUCAUAACAAUAAUAUUUUAUCACUUUGUUGCCAUUCAUUAAUGACAAAAAAAAUUCUUGUCUGAAUAUUUUGAACAAGAUUUUUAGUUUUAUCAAAAUUGGAUUAUUUAAGGAAAUUAUACUAAUUUAUUACAAUGCAUUUGUAAACAUUUGAUAUUAUAUUAUGUUAUAUUUAAAAUGAAAAUAUUGGUUGAGUAUUUAGUAACCACGAUAUUGUUACAAAAAUAAAAAGCCGAAAAUUAUGGGAAUCAAAGAUUUUGCACACUUAAGUAUAUUGUUUUCUAAAUAAAUAACAUGAUCCAUGUGAUUUAUAUAUAUAGUCAUUAUCUGAAGCAGUAGAAAUGUCUAUGGUCUGCAAGUUAAGGUAUUUGACAAUUUGAUGUAUAUUUGAAAAUAUCAUUGACCAUUAGCAAACACUUUGCUUAAGCUUAAUUGUGUCUUAGAUAACAAAAGGUUGGUUAAUCAUCUGAUGACAAUUCUAUCCCUCGAGCUAAUAUUUUUCUGCUUCAUCUUUAAAUCAUACAAUUUAAUAUUUUAAAUUCUUGAAUCUCAAAUCUCCUGAUUCAACAUUUUUUCAAGAACAACCAUCAGUUGUUAUUUAAGUGAUUUAAAUAGUCAGCUAAAUAAUAUCACAAGUACAAUAAAAAAAUUAUUUUUUACUUAGAUUAAAUUGUACUUUUGUCCAUUUCUGUUUCCUACAUAUAAUAAAUACAUUGUGUUAUUUUAUAAUAAUUUCAACUUCUUUAUGCUAAUUAAGCUAUUUUUAUUAGUUUUUUUUUUGCUUUUAUUUUGAUCCCCUCUAUACCACUUAUAAUACUCAUGCAUUUUAUUUGUUUAAGUGCACUCUUGAAAACCAAUAAGUGUUAUUUUUCAAAAUUGUGUUCACAUUUAAUUUUACUUCCAAUACAAUCAGGCUGUGCUGGUUUCAUUGCGUCUGUUUAUUUCCCCCCCCCCCCCCCUUUCCCAUUAGAAGAAGAAAACAUUUAUGCAUUUUAUGUAUAUUGUGUACCACGGAACUUUUUCUUUUACAGUAGAACCUCCAAUUGAUACUGAUAGUAGGAUCUAAAAUAUUUUACCUAAACCUUUUGGAGAAAAAAUGUUGCUUUAGCCCACCACCAUUUUAUCACUCACCAGCAUUGGUUGUGAGGGAUUAUAAAAAUCAGUUGUAUUAAAAACAAAUGUAUAGGUUAACAUUUUUCUUGCAACAUUCCAGAUUACUUUGUUAAAUAGUUGGAGUUUUUUUUUUUUUGUGGGUUAUUUAAUGAAAUAAUGAAAAGUUUGUACAAAAACAGAUAACAGGAUUUUCUGUUACUUGUUUUUAGAAAGAGGUAAUUGUAUUUGAAAAACAAGCAUUUAUAGAAAACUUAAAAAUGUAUUAUGCUGCCUUAGUAUGGCUUUAAUAUCUAGCAUGAUCCUUUACACAGCACUUGUAAUUGAAGGUUUUAAAUACAUUUUCUCAUGAAACUCAAAAAAGCUUUGUCAAUGAAUAUGCUUAUGGUUUAUUAGUUAUUGAUGGGGAAGAUGUACUACAGCAUCUUUUUAGGUUGGGGAACUAGAUGCUGUUUGGUUACAAAAAAAUAGUUUAACUUAGCAUAUAUUAAAUGUGACAACUGAUUAUAGAAAGAUAUAUGAAUUAAUUCAAAUGUUUAUGUUCAAAAUAUUUAAAACAAUGUUUAAUAUGUGAAACUUUUCAUUAUUGAUUAAAGUUUAUAUUCCAUAGUUGAUUCAUUACCCCACUUGAUUUAUAGUUAUUUUAUUCAGAUAAGGUUUCAGUAAAAGAACAUAUGUCAUAAACUAUAACAUUUUAAAUUCUGCCAUUAGUUAAUUUUUUUUUUAAUUCCAAUAAUUAAAUGAUAUAUUCUUUCUUUUAAUGUUUUAUUUGCAUUUCGUUUAAUCUGUUAAAUAAAAAUUGUUAUACCAUGCAAACAGUAUACAUAACAUAAUUGUAUUAUAAUUAUGUAUUGUUUAUUUUAUUUGGAGGUUCUACUGUAUUGUAUGCUUACAAUGUGGAAAAUAAAAUAAAAAUAUCAAUUGGUUUCCAAAACAUAUUGGUUAAACAUUUGGUUUCAUUUUAGACUGACUGUAAGUAGCUGUUUCUUUUUUUUAAUCUGCUGAAAUUCCUUAAAACUUUGUUGAAACUGAGACAACUAUUUUAAUUUUUACUUUGUAAUACCAGUGAUGUGAUAACUGAGGGUGUCACCCCAUCUCCCUCCUAUAAUUUUGUAAUUUUGGUCUGCUGACAUUGCUCUAUUUUAUUAGUUUAACUGGAUAAAAUGUUUUGACAAUAAAUUUUAUUUAUGACACUUUUCAAUUUGGUGUCACUCCCAAAUAUUGACUAC
Molecule: messenger RNA, 5466 nt
Organism: Physella acuta
Lineage: Eukaryota; Metazoa; Mollusca; Gastropoda; Physidae
Product: alpha-catulin
Biological process (GO): cell adhesion; Rho protein signal transduction
Molecular function (GO): actin filament binding; cadherin binding
Source: RefSeq, a predicted model, not a curated record